Clarias gariepinus (North African catfish) is the source of this 4763-nucleotide messenger RNA. RefSeq names its product HPS5 biogenesis of lysosomal organelles complex 2 subunit 2 (gene hps5). NCBI's taxonomy places the organism in Eukaryota, Metazoa, Chordata, Actinopteri, Siluriformes, Clariidae. Gene Ontology annotation, cellular component: cytoplasm. The coding region runs from base 155 to 3619 and encodes 1154 amino acids. Gene Ontology annotation, biological process: developmental pigmentation. The record is from RefSeq and is a predicted model, not a curated record. The transcript is spliced from 22 exons. Gene Ontology annotation, molecular function: protein binding.
AAAAAUAUACGAGUGAGGAAUGAAGGGGAUUUUUUUUGUGCGUCUGUAUGUAUGCGAAAUAAGUAAAUACCGAAGAAGAACACAGCGUUGUGUACGCAAACAAGCCUCGGAUAUGAGUUAAAUUAUCUUUACGCCGUGCUAAAAGCUCAUCAGGAUGAUUCCUGUGGUGCCUGAGCUGUUCACUCAUGUCUUGGCUGAGUUUGACAGUUUUGAGCCUUUAAUUUCUGCCCUACGUCUUGAUUCGGGCAGACUCAAGUGCACAUGCCUUGCAGUGUCACGGAAAUGGCUUGCUCUGGGCACCUCAGCAGGGGGCCUGCACCUUAUCCAGAGGGACGGAUGGAAACAGAGACUUAUCCUCAGCCACAAGGAGGGUUUACUCACACAUAUAGCAUGUUGCCCUCAUGAUGAUGACUUUAUUGCUGUCGCAACAAGUGAGGGUCUUAUAGUAAUUUGGGAGCUGCAGGUGGAGCGGCGAGGUCGUCCUGAGCGGGCAUGUGUAUCGUGGGAGCAUAGAGGCCAGGCCAUAACAGCUCUGUGCUGGGACACAGCAGCCCUACGAGUGUUCAUUGGAGACGCAGCAGGGAAAGUGUCCUGUGUACGUGCUGGUACCUCCAAACUUGGCAAGGGUUCAUCAUUUGUGAUUUUCCCAGUUCAGACCAUCACGACAGUUGACUCUCGAGUGGUGCAGUUGGGGUACCUCGAGGGUCAUCUGCUGGUCUCUUCUCUUAGCCGCUGCUACCUCUGUGACACUGAAAGGGAGAAGUUUUGGCGGGUGGGAAAUAAGGAACGCGAUGGAGAGUACGGCGCUUGCUUUUUGCCGCAGCUGCAGACCGGAUCAAGGACACCAGGCGCAGGCACUGCCCAUCUCGUGUACUGUGCUCGUCCAGGCUCGCGCAUCUGGGAGGCCAACAUCAACGGAGAAGUGCUGAGCACCCAUCAGUUUAAGCAGUUGCUUGCCUGCCCUGCUCUGCCUCUCAUAUCCUACAAGAAUGAGCCACACUAUCCUCCAGGUCAGAAGAGUCCUCAGUCUCUCGCCUUCCCUCGCCUUCUUCAUGUCAGUGAUCAUAACCUCCUGACAUGGACAGAUUCUGCUAUUUAUAUCUUUACGCCCCACAAUGGGCAGGUUUUGCUGUGGACCAAAAUUAAAGAUAUUGUAGACAUAGCAGUGUAUCGCAAUGAGCUGUUUUGUCUCCAUGGUGAUGGGCAUCUGUCUCACCUGCUGUUAAUGACUGUUGAACGCUGUGUGGAGAGACUGAUGAAGCGAGAAAGCUGGACACUGGCUGCUACUGUCUGUUGCAUGUUCCAGCACGCUAUAGUAACAUCCAGGGCAAGAAAGACCACCCCUGUUGAUCGCCUAGAACAUCUCAAGGCCCAGCUGAACUCCAGCUCACAGAAGGAACUGAUUGGCCAGCUAGAGGCAGUUAUUAGCAAGUUAGAGCCUUUUGACUCUGCAUGUAGCAGUCGCAGAAGCAGCAUCUCCUCUCAUGAAAGCUUCAGCGUGCUGGACUGUGGGAUCUACCGUGUCAUCAGCCGUAGAGGCAGCCAGUCAGAUGAGGAUGCCAGCUCCCUUGUUAGCCAGUCAAUGCUGGAGGAGGAAAGGAUGAAGGAGUUUAUCUUUGCUCAGGACGAGGAGCAGGUGGAGCCUGACCCUCCGUCAUGUGUCCGUGUAGAAGGGGACAAAUCUGAUCUCAGCCUGCAGUUCCACCUCCCACUCUCAUUCCGACCAAAACCACCACUCAUCGCAUUGCAGGCUGUUAAAGACAGUGUUUCAAGCUUUGUGAAGAAGACUACCGAAAAGAUUAACAAUCUACAGAUGAACUCUGACAUCUGGCCCCGAACUGACCACAGGGAUGGUGGACAGGGAGAGAUCGCACUCUCUGUGGCUUCUUGUACAGAUGAAAUAUACAAUGAGGAGAUUGUUGAGCAAUCAGAUGAGUUACACGAGCUUAGUGCAGCAACAGAGAAAGCCAUCUUGAAGAUCCAGGACCCACUUGUUCUUUUUGAUCCCGGAUGUUUAACAGAGGUUCUCCUAGAGUGGGUUCUUAUUCUGGAAAGGGUCUUGGGUCAAGUGGACCCCACAAUCACAGAGAGGGAAAGCAGUGUGAUAAAGGAUGAGAAGAAGAGCUUAGAAAUCGACGAUGACCCAGACAGCCAGACUUGUUCUUCUGUCACUCAGAACAACAGUGGAGUGGAAUGCCAGGCAGAAUCGGAGCAUAAUUCAAUCCUCAUAGAAAAAGAAAGCCUUAUAGACAGUAACCUCAGCUCCAAUGCUUUAGGUGCGAUGUCUCCAGUAGCCAUUGUAGCACCAGUGGAUUACACCCUGCCAUCAGAUCUCCAGGAUGACCUCUCUCAGCUUGCGUGCCUCUACUUGGAAUUAGGCUGCCCAUAUGGAGAAGGAGACAGAGGGUUGGAGAGGGUUUGUGUGUUUCUGCGAAGGUUCUUUUUCUUGUUGGAUAAGGAGAGACUAAGGAAGAUGUGCACUUUGAAAUACAGGGAGCAACCAGACAUCCUAAAAACUUACAUUGCUUGUAUGCUAGAGUUUACUCAGGCCAGUAAGGUGGUGGAAGUCAUUGAGAAAGGAGAUUUACUAAAGUCACUGCGCAGUCUGAAAGAGCUGCAGCCCUGGAAUGCUCCAGUGCUUCUCACACACCUUUACAGACUGUAUGAGAAGCAUGAGGAAAUGGCGGUUCGAGCAUACCCCCAGUUCUAUCCUACAAUCCUCCCCUCUGACAUCAUAGCCAUGGUUCAACCUAGUCAUUUUUUGCCUUACCUAGACAACCUGGUUCAGUCCCAAGCUGAAUCACAAAGGCUCUCUUUUUUAGGGUCACUUCUCCAGCCUGAGACGUUGCGACAAGUUUGGUUGGAUCUAGCUCUUACCCAUGAUGCACCACGGAAAGAUGACACACUGACAGCUGACGGACACCCAAAGUGGCACUCCCACUACUUCUGCUGGGGUUAUGGACGUCUGCUGUCUUUGCUAAUCCGCCUGCCUGCUGACUUAAACUCCAAACAGAAUAUGAUGGAGUCAUGCAAACUUCAUGGUUACUGGACAGGCUAUCUCUACCUGUGCAAAGAGCUGCAACGGCGCCCUGAAGCUUUCUCUGCCAUCUCCAAAUUGGAUGAUAUGAGUCUCCUGGAGGAACCCAGUGGUAUCGCUCCACAAACCAUGGAUGAAUGGAUGUUCCUCAUUCAGCUUUGUCAUAAGAAAAAACCCACAAGCACUUCACCAGCCAUUUCACUUCUUCCUUCUGACCCUAACACCUGUCCCUCCACACCCAGCACAGUUAAUGGUACCCGUGCAGAUAUGUGUGUGGACAACAGGAAUGGUGAGGGAGGAGAUGAUGUUGAUGAUGAUGAUGAUGUGCCAGCUGACACGAUUAACGGUUCGCCAGAUUGGAGCAGCCAGAUUACUGUGGAGAAGUUAGUAUUGUGCCUGGCUCAGAUUGUAGGUCCGGACCGGGCCCUAGCAGCACUGAAGGAUUGUGGGCUGAAAUCGGAGCUUAACACUCACACUACACUGGUGUGUGAUCUGCUAAGAGUGGCAGAGAAGCGCCAAAGAGCUCUAAUCCAGACCAUGCUGGAGCGAUGUGAUCGGUUUCUCUGGUCUCAGCAGGCCUAAUGAAGAAUCUUCUUCCCUGACAUCUUCAUGUUUUUCCUGCACCUCUCCACCCAGCACCAGGACUGCACUAAUCUGCCUGCACUCUUCUAUUCUCUGCUAGUCUUGCAAAGGAUGAAGUAGUUAUAUAAAAGUACGCUACUGUAUGUUUGAAAGUGUGAAUCAUUUAUGGACUAAAACUAUUUUCCAAAUUUGUAAAUAAUGUUACAGAAGUUCUACCUAACCUUAAUUUAAAUAUUUAAUUUUGCUGUUACAUACUGUAAACAUGCAUGAUGUGGAUACAUUUCAUCUGUUCUUCUGCCUGGUCCUCUAAUUUUUACCUUUUGACAGUAUUAAUAUUUUGAGAUAUUACUUAGUGUUGAAGUCAAACCGGGACUUUUGAUUGCACAGUAUAACAGAACACAGUUAUAAUAUUAUUAUUUCUCUAUAUUAUCCCUGCUACAAUAAUGAACUUAUCACAGCAUUUUAUUAGUGGUUGAAUACCAUCAAGGUUGAAAGUUUUCUCAGUAGACUGGACCCAUGACCAGACUGCCUGCUACACGUCUGAAACGAUGGCCUCCUUUUAUGGUGCCAACUUGUGGAAAUGCUUGGAAGUGAGGUCAGGACUGUACUGGGAACUUCCUAGUUCCUGUGCAGUUCCCACAGACAGAUUCUUUACUUUUGCAAGUUGGCAACAAGAAAUGAGACGAUUUUUAAGGAUCAGGCAUUGUACUUACUAAAUUUUCACAGGAAUUACUUCAUUGGGCUUUGAGCCUCUUUGGCCAGAGUCGGAUAUACAGCCUUCUUUAAAAGGUUUGCACCAUCCAAACAUUUUACUGCGGCUAAGAGUGUGAUCACUGUACUUUGAAGUCUUCUGUUGAAUGUCAAGUCCCAGUUUAUCUUAAACUCCCCUUGUAUGUGCUUAGUUAUUUAUCUAUUGAACUGAACUUUUUUUAAUGUAGCCUUAAAAACAAAAAGAUUAUUUGAACAAAUUCCUUUUAGAUGUUUAAUAGAAAUAUUCAUUUGAAAACUUGUGAAGACUUAUUUAAAGAAUAUGUAAUAAAAAUGAGAGUAUUGUAUAAACUUUGCCUUUAGUUUGCCAUAGACUUGCAGCUGUGGCAACUUUAGUAACUAUAAUAAAAUUUAAAAAGGUGAAAUUCCGUGUUAA